Molecule: messenger RNA, 1180 nt
Organism: Spodoptera litura
Lineage: Eukaryota; Metazoa; Arthropoda; Insecta; Lepidoptera; Noctuidae
Source: RefSeq, a predicted model, not a curated record
CGCAACCAAGGUAGACGUCACGGAACACUUUAAACAUAAUUUCUUUCGGUCAUCUAGAACAACCAAUUAUCACAAAUAAGAGGAGACCUCUACAAGAACCUAAACCACAAAGAAACACACAAAGAUAUUGAAGAAAGAAAUGGAAGAAAGGGCAGAUACUGUAAAAUCACCGGAGACUAUGGAGGGUGAAGAUUUCCUAGAUAUGAAUAAGGGCCCGCUUGGUCUCCGCGUCACUGACCAAUCUUCAGCCGUUCUAAGUGAUAAAAAUGACGUAAUAAUGGAAGAUAUCUCUCAUUACGGUGAAGAUACUAAAGAAGAUCCCAGUACAUCCAGUACUGACUGCUUGCCACCAGAACAUCCUGCUUGCUCGAAGGUUACUGCGUCGCCGACAAUAUCCAAGAAUUCAGAAACUAUCCAAGAAAAUUCUGUUGAUCCUGGAACAGAUUCUGUAGUUAAUGAUCCAAAUACUAAUGAGGUAUCAACUCAAGAUUCUGCUGAUGAAAGUUCUACGGAAGAUGAAGAACCUGUAAAUAAUGACAUGUAUCCUGCUUACCCACCACAUCCUGACAAUACAUACAAGUGUAGUGUCAGUCUUGUUUAUGAAGCAUUUUGGUUCUCACUUAAUAUUUUAUGGGACGAAGAUACAUAUCGGCUGUAUGAUGAUAUGUUGGUAGGGAUCCAGGCUGAUGCUCCAAAUCUGUUACCGCUGAAGGAAAAAUAUUUAUUUCAGAAUAAACCAUGUAUUGCAAUAUUUCCAAAAGACGGUCUAUGGUACCGGGCAGCGGUGUUACAAUAUAGCAAAAGAAAAAGCAUGCUUAAAGUAUUGUAUGUUGAUUAUGGUAACAUUGAAGAUCUCCCGGUUGCUGAUGCAAGAGAGAUCAGUGUGAAAUGGCUACAGAUGCCUCCUGCAACAAUGUUUGCAAAAUUGUAUGGCAUGCAGUUGAACUACGAAGUAGAAUUUAGUAUUUUAGCAAAAUAUUAUUAUAAAUUUAUACUGUUAACUGAAGGAGUUUUCCAGAUCAAUAUUAUGGAUUAUGAGGGCCUAGUGCCAUUAGUUGAGCUAAGAAAUGAAAAUGGUGAAUUGGUCAUCUCACACACCGCAGCACGUUGGCUACCGCCCGCCCAAAGCUACGCGGUGCCAGCUCGGACCUCGCUACGCCUUGCGGAUAUGUCGAAUUGA